Messenger RNA from Etheostoma spectabile (orangethroat darter), 1975 nucleotides. RefSeq names its product 3-hydroxyisobutyryl-CoA hydrolase (gene hibch). Gene Ontology annotation, biological process: L-valine catabolic process. Gene Ontology annotation, cellular component: mitochondrion. The coding region runs from base 87 to 1235 and encodes 382 amino acids. The record is from RefSeq and is a predicted model, not a curated record. Lineage: Eukaryota; Metazoa; Chordata; Actinopteri; Perciformes; Percidae. Gene Ontology annotation, molecular function: 3-hydroxyisobutyryl-CoA hydrolase activity. The transcript has 14 exons.
GGAAGUACACACAGAAAUAUAGCAGAGGAAAGAGCAAAGAAGCUGGACCUGAAAGUGCAGCCACGGGACGAAAGUCAAAGAUAACAAUGUCCUUAACCGUUUUGACGUCCGCUUACAGACUGAGGUCCAUCUGCAGACUGCAGCGGAUCCAGAGCCACAUGAUGUCGAGUCAGGUCGAACCAGGGGUUCUUCUGGAGAAAGUGGGCAGCGCAGGUGUGAUCACCAUAAACAGACCCAAAGUCCUGAAUGCACUGAACCUGCCCAUGAUCCGUCAGAUCUACCCUCAGCUCAAGAAAUGGGAAAAUGACAACGAGACCGCCAUUGUGAUCAUCAGGGGAGCAGGGGGGAAAGCCUUCUGUGCCGGUGGAGACAUCCGAGCGGUCACAGAAGCGGGGAAAGUUGGAGAUCCUCUUGCAGAGGACUUUUUCCGUGAGGAAUACAUUCUCAACAAUGCUAUUGGAACAUGCAGGAAACCAUACAUCGCCCUUAUUGAAGGAAUAACAAUGGGUGGGGGCGUAGGUCUGUCAGUUCAUGGACGGUUUCGAGUGGCCACUGAGAAGACGCUGUUUGCCAUGCCAGAGACCGCCAUUGGGCUUUUCCCUGACGUGGGAGGUGGCCAUUUCCUGCCGAGGCUCCGAGGGAAGCUGGGACUGUUUUUGGCCUUGACGGGCUUCCGUCUCAAGGGGCGUGACGUGCAGAGGGCUGGAGUUGCCACUCAUUUCGUCGAGUCUAAGAAGAUUCCAGAACUGGAGACGGCGCUGGUGGACUUGAAGUCUCCCUCUGCUGAAGACGUCUCCAGAGUGCUAGAUUCCUACCAGAGCCAGAGUAGUCUGGAUUCUGAGAAGCCCUUUGUGUUGGACAAGCACAUGUCUGAUAUUGACAGGCUGUUCAGCUCCAGCAGUGUGGAGGGCAUCGUGCAGAACCUGAAGGCAGAUGGCUCCGAGUUCGCUAACAAACAAGCCGAGACACUGUCCAGGAUGUCUCCCAUGUCCCUGAAAAUCACCUACAAGCAGCUGAAGGCGGGUGCAACUCUGAGCCUGCAGGACGUGUUGGUUAUGGAGUAUCGGCUGAGCCAGGCCUGCAUGAGGGGCUGUGACUUUUACGAGGGUGUACGAGCCGUGCUGGUUGACAAGGACCAGAAUCCCAAGUGGAACCCGUCGACGCUGGAGGAGGUGUCUGAGCAGGCCGUGGAGCAGUGCUUCUCCUCCCUGGGAGACAAAGACCUGACUUUCUGAUGCUUCCCACCUUCAAACACACACCGCUAAGCCUUGGCCUCCUGCCCCCACAUCCUUUCAUGUGUGAGGACUGCACUGCUGAGGAUGAAAAAAAAGUCUGUUAAUUUACUGUGGUAACAUUUUACAGGAAAAUCCAGGCAGCUGAAGAACAGGUUUGACUGGAAUCUAAAAUAGUAGACUGCGCAGUGGAAGUGGAGUGUUUUUAAAAUUAAUGUUUUACAUAAGCAAUGACUCUCUUCUGCUGCAAAUGCAAGGAAUGUGGCGCACAGCAGCAUUAACAUGAGGACAUGGGAGGAGAAACUGAUCCCACCACUGAGUGCUUUAUUGCGUUUCCUGUGGGAGUUUGUUGAUGUGACAUGGAUAGCUAUCAUCUGGAUUUCUGCAGUGUGGUCACUUUUUGGUCUUUUUCCAGUGUUUUUCUUCUCAGUGGUAUUUGUAGUUUUUCAGAUGUAACAUGGAUGAAAAAGGGGAUUCUUUGACAUAUCCAAACACUCCCAGGACGAGGAAGAUUUAGAAGUAUAUCGAUAUUGGUUCUGAAUCCAUUUACAUGACUGUUACAUCGCUUGCAUGUUACACUGCAGUCAACCUCAUCUGAUGAACAAAUCACUGUUUUUUAGUAGGUAUCACGUCAUAUCCCUAACAUUAAUUCUGAAUAGCUGCACUAUUUAUGAGACAACCAUUCAGAUUAGACAUCCAUGCUGGAACAGAGGGCAAUAAACUAUUGGUAACGUAAUAUCAAA